AUGGCUGAAGAUUUGAAUUUAUUAAAUUUCUACUGGGAACGAUAUUGGAAAGUAAAAUUCAUUCAUGAUCGUGAAUCAAAAUAUCAAAUUGAAGAAUGGUGUGCAUUGUAUUUGAAAAAUCAUUCUUGUAUACUGUUGACUAAUAAUGAACAAGAUAAGGUGGUGGAAAACAAUUUAUUACUUUCGGAGGUGAUUCAAAUUUGUAAGAAUUGGAUAUUACAUGAUUGUUUGAAGGAAAUUAUCAAUGAUUUGGAAGAGAAGAAUAUUGAUUUUCUGAAAGUAAUGUGUUUUGGUGAGUGGUGGGAUUUAAUGUUGGAAGAAUAUGUGAAAUAUCGAUGGAGGGAGGAGUUAAAGCAUAGAGAUGAGAAGAAUAACGACACUGAGAAGAAGGAAGAGGAAAGUGAAGAUUUAUUGGUAAAUAAAUCAGUGAUUGAAUCGAUAAGGAAGGGUAUACCACAAAUUAGAGAUGUAGAUCAUGAAUUGACAAGAAUCACCCAACAGUAUUACAAAAAGUCAAUUAGGAAGGAAAUUUUGAAAGAAUUGAAUGAUUAUGUUACUUUAAAUGAUCAUGAAUUAAUAACUCUAUGGCAAACGUUUCCUGAUAUUUACACAAUUAACACUGAAGAUAGUAUUGUAAAAAAUCAAAAACAAUUAUUGAAAGUAUUAUUGGAUAAAACUUUGAAAUAUAUUGUGGAUAAGAAUGGAUUCUCAGAGGAGGAUAAUCAAUUUUUAAAGCAAUUUAAUGAAUCAAGUGAUGCUCUGUGCUUGGAAAGAGCAGAGAUUUAUAACAAGUUACAAAAAUUGUGUACCUUUACUAGAAAUUUACAAAAACAAACCUAUAGAAUUGACUUGAGGUCAUUUCUAUGGACAGGAUCUAACGAGGAGGUGGAAUUGUCUAUCGAAAAACAAAAUAGGUUGUCCCAAAUCCGAUUUUCAAACGUAGAGAGUGUAAACUUAGCGGUUGACUAUUCAAAAAUAGAUGAAGAACUUGUGAGAAAUGAGUUUUUACAAACUAUAGAAUCAAUGUACAAGUAUGUAUUAGUAGGAAUUUUAGAAAAAUAUUAA
Messenger RNA from Naegleria gruberi, 1065 nucleotides. RefSeq lists its product as uncharacterized. The coding region runs from base 1 to 1065 and encodes 354 amino acids. The record is from RefSeq and is a predicted model, not a curated record. The transcript has a single exon. Lineage: Eukaryota; Heterolobosea; Eutetramitea; Acrasida; Naegleriidae.